Lepisosteus oculatus (spotted gar) is the source of this 4710-nucleotide messenger RNA. RefSeq names its product RAB6A, member RAS oncogene family (gene rab6a). The record is from RefSeq and is a predicted model, not a curated record. Lineage: Eukaryota; Metazoa; Chordata; Actinopteri; Semionotiformes; Lepisosteidae. Gene Ontology annotation, biological process: vesicle-mediated transport. Gene Ontology annotation, molecular function: GTP binding; GTPase activity.
UAGGGCGGGUAGCAAGCUAGGCUGUGGUGAGCUCCCUAGUAACAGAGUGGAGGAGGGUGAGGUAAUUCCGAGAAGAUUCUGCUGCACCGAGACAGACAAAAAAAAAGUCUAUUUAACAGGGAGGAAAGACUAGGAAGUGGGGGAGAAUACUUUUGAGUUUCGCUCAAAUUCCGUAGGUCUGAAGUAGAAGCAUACUGCCUUACGAAGGGAGAGCUGGUAGUUUUUGUUUUUUUUUUUGCUCUCCAACUUUACGAAAUAAUAAAGUAGAGUGUGCUUCCCAGACCGUCCGGGUUUUUUUUUUUUGCUUCGCCUUCUUGAAUUGUUGCAACCAUGUCCGCGGGAGGAGACUUCGGAAACCCUCUCAGGAAAUUUAAACUGGUCUUUCUAGGAGAACAGAGCGUUGGAAAAACUUCAUUGAUCACCCGAUUCAUGUAUGACAGUUUUGAUAACACCUACCAGGCAACAAUAGGAAUAGAUUUUUUGUCAAAAACAAUGUACCUUGAAGACAGAACAAUCAGGUUGCAGCUCUGGGACACUGCGGGCCAGGAGCGCUUCCGCAGCCUCAUUCCCAGUUACAUCCGCGAUUCCGCUGCAGCUGUUGUAGUUUACGAUAUCACAAAUGUAAAUUCUUUCCAACAAACCACAAAAUGGAUUGAUGAUGUCAGAACGGAGAGAGGAAGUGAUGUCAUCAUUAUGCUGGUUGGAAAUAAGACAGAUCUUGCCGAUAAAAGGCAAAUAACAACUGAGGAGGGAGAGCAGAGAGCCAAAGAGCUGAAUGUUCUCUUUAUUGAAACAAGUGCAAAGACAGGCUACAAUGUCAAGCAGCUAUUCCGACGUGUAGCUGCUGCCUUACCUGGAAUGGAAAGCACACAGGACAAGAGCAGGGAAGACAUGAUCGACAUAAAGCUUGAAAAACCACCAGAACAGCCAGUCAGUGAGGGGGGGUGCUCGUGUUAAUACCUUGUAUCUCAUUCUUGCUCUUUCUCUCUCUGUCUCUGUCAUUAAAUGCCACUGCUUAUCUCAUUCCCAUCAGCUGCAGUGUGAAUAUCAGCUUGUAUUUUUCCCCAUCAGAAAAACAUCAAAACACUACAUAUAAAAAAAAGGAAAGGAAUUUUUUUUUUUUACCAUUGUUGACUGUCUCAUAAAAAAAGACCUGUUAGCUUCUCAAGCACAAACAAUGGACUGGAAUGAUGAGUUUUGUGAUCUUUAAAGGCUAACGAAAUUGUUGUACAGUUCCAACAGAUGUCAGAGUUUCAUUUUAUUGUUUGUGAAAUAAUGCACAUCAAGGAGUGCAGUUGUUUUAGGCUUGGCGUGAAAAGCUGUGGUACACACGCUGGUCUUUAUAUCACCUUGAUGAGAUUCAAAUAAUAAACAUACUGAGUUCAGUACAUGGAAAGCAAACAUAAUGGACAUUAGUGUGUUGAAAUAACAAAGUAUAACAUUGUAAUCUGGUUUUUAAAGGGAGUAUAGAGACAUCAUCAUGGGGCAAUAAUUGCCUCUCUUGGUGAUAGAAUGCAAAGUUUAUUAGGAGGCAUGUAUCCUUUCAUCUUUAAGACAAUUUUUAAAUAAUAAAUUAAAUGGGGGAUGGUACUGGAGAUCCCUUAAAUUGAGAACAAAAGAAUUAUGUUGGGAAAGGAGAUGAAACAAUGAUGGAACUAUUACGGAGUAUGACUCUUGAAUAAAAUGUUUUAACACUUUGAUCAAAUGACCUGGUUUUCUGAUUGGGAUCUUUUGAAGGAAAGGAUAUCUUCAGUUUGCCUGCCGUUUUCACCUAAUACUUAUGUUAUAAAUUUUAUUUUUUUUAUUUUUUAAAAACUUGGAAUCCACAGAACUGAUUGAAAAUAAACUUGUAUAAAUGUGGGGAGUAUCUCAUUUAACGCGAGAGCAGGUUUUGUAAGGGAAGUAUCGCAUUUGAUACCUGACAAAAUAUGCAGAUUUGCCUUUUUUGAAGCAUUAAUACUUUAGGGCUUCCACUGGUUUGGUUUUGCUAGGUUUGUAAAGUUUGAUUUAACCUUCUUGAAUAUGACACUUUAGCUCAGAUGUUUGUUGAUAUUUAACUUGUUCAUUUAAUUAACCAAUUUCUGUCAUAUUUAUUUUUACCGGAUUGUUUUUUUUAUUAUUGUAAUUAUUUUAAAACAAAAGUCAUUUAGUUUUUUUAAGUUAGUGUCUUACAUUAUUUUUGAUCCCUUUUCCAAGAACAUACUUUAAAUCUUUAUAUUCCUGUUACUUACUGCAGAUUCUACCCAGUAUGUGGUACAGUGCAAUGGUCUGGAAAAGUUCUAGUUUUAUUUUAGUUACCUCUAAUUCCUUUUCUUUUUUUAAUAAAAGAAAAGAUAUCACCGCUACUGUGCACAGAAGCUCAUGUUUGCACUGCUAAAAUUAGUUGUGGCACACAGUCUCUGUCAUCCAUAAAGGAACUGUAUUUAGUGACUGUGCAAAAUAGCUUUUUGGUAAAGAUUAAAGUACUGGUAAAAAAUGUGCCUGGUUGAUCGGUUUCAUCGCUGUCGUGAUUUCCUGUUGCUAUACAAUUGGAUGUAUCCUUGUUAAUAAUUAAAAAAUAUGUCGUCCACAAACAUCAAAUGCUUGUAGGAGCCUUGCUUACUACACACAAGGUUCUAUUAUCCUUGAUCUUUAACAGAAACACAGCUGCGUAUCCUGCUUGACAAGUCUUGUUAUGUAUUGUUGAUUCCUGGCUUUCUACUGGCUUAAGAGCACUUAACACUCUCCUGCUUCUUCAAUAUGGUUUUAAUAUACAUAGUCUGGCAGCUUGGGUUUCUUAUACAAAAUAGUGUAAACUUUUGCUACUUUUUUGUACAUUUAAAAAAAUCACCUGAUAGAAAAAAAAAUACAAGUGUCUAAAGCCUUUGUGUGCCACAAGGAAACACGAUAUACAGUAAAUAUUAAACAAAAAGUUCAAUUGGGCCAUUGAUUUUAAAGGCUGUAGAUUGUAAUGUUCACAACUUGGUUUUGAAGCAUGACUUUUUAAUGCAUAUCCUUAAACACAGGAAAAAAAAGAAAGCUUGUUAAAAAUAUUUCUGUCUGAACAAUAACUUCUCUCUUUUCUUUCUUAGUGGAAUCGGAAUGUGUGACACUUCUAAAUUCUAAGCUGAUAUAGGCUAUUGUAAUUUUGAAGUAGAUAUAGGGUUUCUAAACACAUCACAGUCCACUUUGGCUUGACUGUUGUGCCAGUGCAACUCUUUGUUCAUUACUGAUUUUCUGUAUGCUUUGUCAAUGGGUGUGGGCCGGUGCAGGGCAGGGUGAGUUGUGAUUUAGGAAGAGCUCUGGAGAGACGCAGGAGUGCUGAUCAGACGCAAUGCAAAGAAACUGGAAACUAGUUCUGUCAUUGAAACAUCACCAGUACCUCAGCCUCUGUUUGACAAUGUUAAUACCCAAAGCCUGAACAGAAAAUUAAAUAAAACAUCUGCCUAUUCAAUUACCUUACUUGUGUCCUGAACUUUGUCUUCAGUUUGUGUUUGUUUUAUCUGGAAAAGGGGUGCAAAAUAUUAAUGCAUUUUAAUGGCUAAUGUUACACACCUAAGCAAAUCACCUCUGAGUGAAAGCCUUGAAUGCAGUGAGGAGAACCAUGGCAAAGAAUUUUAAAAUGAAGCCUUUAAAGUAAUGCCUGUUUAUAAAUCAAGAAUCUUUAAUCAUUGUUUAAAUGCAAUUUUUAAAAAUCUGUUAAAUCUUUCAAAUCUGUUGAUAGUGUAGUGAAGUGUGCGGGUGAAUAAAAGUGUAAACCGUUUCCUUGGUUCUUGUGAGGUCCAUCAAUCCCAUGAGAUAAGUUUUUUUUUGGGGGAUAUCCAUGGGCGUAAAUUGUACUGGUUUAAUGUUAACAUUUUGAAAAUGGCCUCAUGAAUAGAUUUUUUCACAAGCCUGUAGGUUAAAUGCAAAUGGUUACAAAGUCAGCACUGUUUUUAAUUUUAAUCUUACAAUCAGGGAUGAGCUGUAAUCAUUUUUAAUUUCCUCUGUUGCAUGGUUUCCUUUCCACCUCAAUGUAACUUAAUUACAUAAAGAUUUGGAGAAGCUGUUAAUCUACCUGUAGUUACAACUAAAGCCUAUAGAAAUAUGACCCUUGAGGAAUGGCAUUACUCAUUUUAAGAAGUAGGGUGAAUAAGGUAAAGUCAUAUUACACAUGCAAUUAUUAUAAUUUCCAUAUAUCAUUACUGGUGCAGGAACAUGUUCGCAGAGAUAAAAUACUGGGAAAUCGAUCAUUUUAAGUCCAACACCCUUUCCAAAGAUACAGCAUACAGUUCAUUAGUAACAGGAUAGUAUGUAUGGUUCGUUAUGCUCUUCCAUCUUUCUGUCUCCAUUGUCAUCACUAAUUUGGAAGUAGAAUCUUUACUCAGAACCUUACUGGAUCUUUAAACGUCAUCAAGAAUUUCCUGAGAUUUUUUUGUCUCUCCAACCCACACAAGAUCCGUCUGUUCAGCCUGCUGAAUCGUGAAGCCCACGCUGCGUGUUAGUACAGGCUUUUAUUUAUUACUGUAGCUGAAACAAAGAUGUGGGUCUUUACUUUGAAAAAGGAAUGAGUAAGCAUCUGUACUAGUCAGAAAAAUGGAAGCAUUUUGCUAACAAAGAAUCAUUGUUUUUGUUCCCUGCUGAAACAUCUCACUUCUUUCAUUGAAAAAAAAGAUCUGAAAAGGUUAAUAGCAUGCCUGUUAACAGCUUCUAAUUUUAUGAAGAUUAAUAAAAUGCUUGUUGUGAAAUGAA